This is a messenger RNA of Homarus americanus (American lobster), 3547 nucleotides long. RefSeq names its product filaggrin-like. The record is from RefSeq and is a predicted model, not a curated record. Lineage: Eukaryota; Metazoa; Arthropoda; Malacostraca; Decapoda; Nephropidae. The transcript is spliced from 7 exons. The annotation marks the transcript as partial.
ACAACAAACCUCCAAAACUUCAAGCCUCAAAGACCACAGGUAUCAAAGGCCACAAGCUCAAAAGACCACAGUUAUCAAGGACCACAAAUCUCCUAAGACCGCAAACCUCCAAAGACCACAAGCCUCAAAGUCCAGAAGCUUCAAUGACCACAAGUUUCCAAAGACUGCAAACUUCCAAAGACCAAAAGCCCCAAGAUUAAAAUCCACAAGCUACCAAAGACCACGACAAACCUCCAAAGACCACAAACAACCUCCAAAAACCACAAACAAGCCUCCAAAGACCACUAACAAGCCUCCAAAGACCACUAACAAGCCUGCAAAGACCACUGACAACCCUCCAAAGACCACUAACAAGCCUCCAAAGACCACUAACAAACCUCAAACGACCACAAACAAGCCUCCAAAGACCACAAACAAGCAUCCAAAGACCAAAAACAAGCCUUCAAAGACCACAACAAGCCUCAACGAGCCUCAAGACACAGACGGGGCCCAUGACGAUCUUCCAAUUGCAGUAGGGGCUGCCCAUGGACACUACCAGUUCCCCCUCAUCUUCAGGCGCGACACUGCUGGCGGCCAAGUCUUCUUCUUCUACUUCUGGUCACCAGGGACACGCCCACAGCAACAGGCAGCCACCAGGGACACGCCCACAGCGACAGGCAGCCACCAGGGACACGCCCACAGCAACAGGCAGCCACCAGGGACACGCCCACAGCGACAGGCAGCCACCAGGGACACGCCCACAGCAACAGGCAGCCACCAAAGGACACGCCCACAGCAUCAGGCAGCCACCAAGGACACGCCCACAGCAUCAGGCAGCCACCAGGGACACGCCCACAGCAUCAGGCAGCCACCAGGGACACGCCCACGACACCAGGCAGUCACCGCGGACAUGCCCACAGCACCAAGCCUCCACCAGGGACACGCCCACAGCGCCAGGCAGCCACCAGACACAUGCCCACAGUACCAGGCAGCCACCAGGGACACGCCCACAGCACCAGGCAGCCACCAGGACACGCCCACAGCACCAGGGACACGCCACCAGCAACAGGCAGCCACCAGGGACACGCCCACAGCGACAGGCAGCCACCAGGGACACGCCCACAGCAUCAGGCAUCCACCAAGGACACGCCCACAGCAACAGGCAGCCACCAGGGACACGACCACAGCAUCAGGCAGCCACCAGGGACACGCCCACAGCGACAGGCAGCCACCAGGGACACGCCCACAGCAACACCCAGCCACCAGGACACGCCCACAGCAUCAGGCAGCCACCAGGGACACGCCCACGGCACCAGGCAGUCACCGCGGACAUGCCCACAGUACCAGGCAGCCACCAGGGACACGCCCACAGCACCAGGCAGCCACCAGGGACACGCCCACUGCACCAGGCAGCCACCAAGGACACGCCCACAGCACCAGGCAGCCACCAGGACCGCCCACAGCACCAGGGACACACCCACAGCAACAGGUACACGCCCACUGCACCAGGCAGCCACCAGGGACACGCCCACAGCACCAGGCAGCCACCAGGGACACGCCCACUGCAGGCAACCAGCAGCCACGGCAGCACAGCAGGGACACACCACAGCACCAGGCAACUAGCAGGGACACACCCACAGCACCAGGGACACACCCACAGCACCAGGCACCAGCAGGGACACACCACAGCACCAGGCAACCAGCAGGGACACACCCACAGCACCAGGCAACCAGCAGGGACACACCUGCAGCACCAGGCAACCAGCAGGGACACACACAGCACCAGGCAACCACCAGGGACACACCCACAGCACCAGGCAACCAGCAGGGGACACCCACAGCACCAGGCAACCAGCAGGGACACACCCACAGCACAGGCAACCAGCAGGGACACACCCGCAGCACCAGGCAACCAGCAGGGACACACCUGCAGCACCAGCAGCAACCAGCAGGGACACACCCACAGCACCAGGCAACCAGCAGGGACACACCCACAGCACCAGGCAACCAGCAGGACACACCUACAGCACCAGGCAACCAGCAGGGACACACCCACAGCACCAGGCAACCAGCAGGGACACACCCACAGCACCAGGCAACCAGCAGGGACACACCCACAGCACCAGGCAACCAGCAGGGACACACCCACAGCACCAGGCAACCAGCAGGGACACACCCACAGCACCAGGCAACCAGCAGGGACACACCCACAGCACCAGCACCAGGCAGCCACCAGGACGCACCUACAGCACCAGGUAGCCACCAGGACGCACCUACAGCACCAGGCAGCCACCAGGACGCACCUAGGCAGCCACCAAGGACAUCUACAGCACCAGGUACCAGGCACCAGGCAGCCACCAAGGACGCACCUACAGCACCAGGCACAGGCACCAGGCAGCACGCACCUACAGCACCAGGCAGACCAGGACACACCUACAGCACCAGGCAGCCACCAGGACGCACCUACAGCACCAGGCAGCCACCAAGGACGCAACUACAGCACCAGACAGCCACCAAGAACGCACCUACAGCACCAGGCAGCCACCAAGGACGCAUCCACAGCACUAGGCAGGACGCACCUACAGCACCAGGCCACCACGCACCUAGGCAGCCACCAAGGACGCACCUACAGCACCAGGCAGCCACCAAGGACACCUACCGACGCACUUACAGCAGGCCACCAAGGACGCACCCUGGACACACCUGUACAGCACCAGGCAGCCACCAAGGAGGGCAGCCACCAAGGACACACCUACAGCACCAGGCAGCCACCAAGGACGCACCUACAGUGAGCAGUACCAGCAGCACACCUACAGCACCAUGCCACCGACACACCUACUACAGCACAGGCAGCCAGGCACCACCAGCACAUCACCUACAGCACCAGGGCAGCCACCAAGGACGCACCUACAGUACCAGGCAGCCACCACACCUACAGCACCAGGUAGUACAACCAGGCAGCGCCUGGACGCACGUACAGCACGAGGCAGCCACCAAGGACACACCACAGCACCAGGUAGGGCACCUACAGCACCAGGCAGCCACCUGCACCUACAGUCAGGCAGCCACCAUGCAGCACCAGGCAGGACGCACCUACAGCACCAGGGCCACCAAGGACGCACCUACAGCACGAGGCAGCCACCUACAGCACAGCAGCCACCAGGAUGCCUACAGCACCACAGCACCUGACGCAGGACAGCACCGCAGACCAGAACAGCUGCACGCACCACAGCCAAGGCAGGCACCAGGCAGCCACCACACCUACAGCACCAGGCAGCCACCAGGGAUGCAGGCCACCAAGGACGCAGCACCAGCACCAGGCAGCCACCAAGGAGCCACCAGGGAUACCUGCCUACAGCACCAGGCAGCCACCAGGAUGCACCUACCAGCACCAGGCACCAGCCACCAGGACGCACCUACAGGACAGCACACCUACCAAGGACGCACCUACAGCACAGGCAGCCACCAAGGAUGCACCUACAGCCUACAGCACCUACAGCACCAGGCAGCCACCAGCGCAGGAUGCCUACAGCACCUACAGCACCAGGCAGCCACCGGACGCACCUAG